UGUGAGGACUGGAAGAGGACAUGUAGGGGACAUAUCAUUAAUGACAAGAGACGGAGACGGAAUGGAGACGCUCUUGGAGGAAUAAACGCGGAGGAAUUAGAUCCACUGGAUGCAUUUAUAGUUUCACUUUUACGCGUCACGGUUCUUGUUUUUCCUGCAGCAGCAGCAGCAGCAGCAGAGGAGGAGGAGGAGGAGGAGGAGGAGGAGGCUGGUAACAGAGGAGCUGGAAACCAGACAACAAGUCCAAAAAUCAUCAGCUGAUCUUCCCCUCCGGCCACCAACUGGACUCAGUGACAGACAGGACUCGUCUUCACCAGAACAUGCAAUAGAGGAAGCAGCUGCAUCAUCAUAUUCAUCACCACUGUGAUCAGUAGACUCCCCCCCCGACAUGGCCUCCUCUCCCGGGCUGGAUGCUGACCCGUUACCUCUGAUCCAGCUCCAGGAGGUGGACUCCAGCAAACCGGCAGAGAGGCCGAGCUCCCCGGGACUCCUUCCCGCCGUGUACAGCCCUCCUGUGGGCAUGGACGGCCACACCGUCUGCAUCCCCUCUCCAUACACGGACAGUAGCCACGAGUACAACCACGGCCACGGACCUCUAACCUUCUACAGCCCGUCUGUGCUGAGCUACGCCAGGCCGCCCAUCGCCGACAGCCCGUCGUCUCUGUGCUCGUCCCUCAGCCCGUCGGCCUUCUGGCCGUCCCACGGCCACCCCAACAUGCCCUCACUGACUCUGCGCUGCCCUCAGCCUCUCGUCUACAAUGAGCCCAGUCCACAUGCACCCUGGAUGGAGGCCAAAACCCACUGUAUCAACAGCAGCAGCUCCAUCAUGGGCUGUAACAAGCCGCUGGGGAAGAGGUCGGGGGAGGAAGUCGUGAACUCCUCCUUGUGCUCGUCUGCGGCGGGCAAAGCCGACAUGCACUUCUGCGCCGUGUGCCACGACUACGCCUCGGGCUACCACUACGGCGUGUGGUCCUGCGAGGGCUGCAAGGCUUUUUUCAAGAGGAGCAUCCAAGGACACAACGACUACAUCUGCCCCGCCACAAAUCAGUGCACCAUCGACAAGAACCGACGUAAAAGCUGCCAGGCCUGCCGCCUACGUAAAUGCUACGAAGUGGGCAUGAUGAAGUGCGGUGUAAGGCGUGAACGCUGCAGCUAUCGAGGAGCCCGGCACCGCCGCGGUGGACUCCAGCCUCGGGAUCCCACAGGCAGGGGUUUGGUCAGGGUGGGGCUGGGUCCUCGGGCCCAGCGGCACCUCCACCUGGAGGCUCCCCUCGCCCCACUCGCCCCCCUCCCUCAGGCCAACCACGCGCACCACUCGGCCAUGAGGCCGGAGGAGUUCAUCUCCCGCAUCAUGGAGGCGGAGCCUCCGGAGAUCUACCUCAUGGAGGACAUGAAGAAGCCGUUCACCGAGGCCAGCAUGAUGAUGUCCCUCACCAACCUGGCCGACAAGGAGCUGGUCCUCAUGAUCAGCUGGGCUAAAAAGAUCCCCGGUUUUGUAGAGCUGAGUCUAGCUGACCAGAUCCACCUGCUGAAGUGCUGCUGGCUGGAGAUCCUGAUGUUGGGCCUGAUGUGGAGGUCGGUGGAUCAUCCCGGAAAACUCAUCUUCUCUCCAGACUUCAAACUCAACAGGGAGGAGGGCCAGUGUGUGGAGGGCAUCAUGGAGAUUUUCGACAUGCUGCUUGCAGCCACUUCUCGGUUUCGUGAGCUGAAGCUUCAGAGAGAGGAGUACGUCUGUCUGAAGGCCAUGAUCCUCCUCAACUCCAAUCUGUGUACGAGCUCCCCUCAGACAGCCGAGGAGCUGGAGAGCAGGAGCAAGCUGCUGCAUCUGCUGGACUCGGUGAUCGACGCUCUGGUCUGGGCCAUUUCCAAGAUGGGCCUGUCGACCCAGCAGCAGACUCUGCGUCUGGGACACCUCACCAUGCUGCUCUCCCACAUCCGCCACGUCAGUAACAAAGGCAUGGACCACCUGUCCAGCAUGAAGAGGAAGAACGUGGUGCUGGUGUACGACCUCCUCCUGGAGAUGCUGGACGCCAACACGUCCAGCAGCGGCAGCCAAGCGUCAUCCUCGCCGAGCUCCGACUCGUACUCCGACCAGCAUCAGUACCCCCAAACCCCGUCGGCCGCCGACCACACCGCCAUGCCUCCGCAUGGACCCAAUGAGGCCCCGAUCCUGGACAGACACCUGCAGGCUCUGCCCCUCCAGUCCUCAGCGCCAUUUCAGAGUUUAGCGGCGGCUCACAUGGUGAGCAACGAAUACAUCCAUCAGGAGCAGUGGUCACUGGAUGCAGGAGACGACGGUCCAUCGGUGGAACCAACGGGCUACAUCAUCGCUGAUCGGGUUGUCAUGGAGACGGCCAUCGAGGGGUGACGGGACUGGAAGAGUCUAACUGAGACUGAACUUUUAAUGGCUUUCCACCCCUCACCCCCAACGAUCGAGAGAAAAGGAAACAAAAAAAAAGAAAGUGCUGUUGUGAGGUAGUUUUUUUUCUCCUGUUGAGAUGUUUUUAGUCUUUGAAAAAAAAAAAAUGUUUUUGAUCGAAUGUAUAUUUUGUGUGCGUAAAUAUUUUUUGUGAAUGUGCACUACAGUCGGUGUUCGCGAGGACGUCGCUGAACCUCUGCCAGUCAGUUUGAGCUCUUUUUUAAAUAUCCAGUAUUUGUAUCUCUUUUUUCACCUUCGGUGUAAACAUCCAGAACAAGCCGUCGACGACCGGCAGCGACUCACAGAAAGGUGCAUGUGGUCAACACACAGUUCCCAUCCAUUUCCAUUUGAGGGUUCUUAGUCAUAUAGCUUUAAAAAAAAGGCAGUGUUUUCUAUCACACUCUGGUGUUUUUCCUCUUUCACUACUACUCUGUACUUUGGUGUUUUAAUCGGUGCCUGUUCAUCCAGGAUUUUUCUACUCUCUUUGUACAAAACUACUAGUUUCAGUGGAGUCAAGAAGCAGCAGUUUGACCCCUUUUCCACCAACUUAGCUCUGGUUCUUGAACCGGUUCCUGUGCGAAACCGCCCACGUUUCCACCAGUUUUGAGCAGAAGGAUGUGUCAUCAACGGAGGGUGUUGCACAAUGCACAACGGAAGUAAACAGUAGCAGCAAAAUGGCGGGUUGCAUUGAUUACCUGCAAGCUUUUUACAGGUAUUUGGUAUCACUUCAUUUAACAGGUCCGCAAGUUUCAUGUUAAUUGGGUGAUAAUUAACCUAUUUGAAAUUAAUGCUAAAUUACCCAAAUACUUACCUCAAAACGUAUCGAAAAAUUACUUUAUUAUAAACAUUAUUUAAUAAUUAUAUUCCGCUAUUUCCCAAUAGCUGAUAAUGUAUUUAAUACAUUUCCAGGAAAAGAAGACAAAGUUAAUUGAUAUGCUUUAUUU
Sebastes umbrosus (honeycomb rockfish) is the source of this 3363-nucleotide messenger RNA. RefSeq names its product estrogen receptor 2b (gene esr2b). The record is from RefSeq and is a predicted model, not a curated record. The transcript is spliced from 10 exons. NCBI's taxonomy places the organism in Eukaryota, Metazoa, Chordata, Actinopteri, Perciformes, Sebastidae. Gene Ontology annotation, biological process: regulation of DNA-templated transcription; estrogen receptor signaling pathway; cellular response to estradiol stimulus. Gene Ontology annotation, cellular component: nucleus. Gene Ontology annotation, molecular function: nuclear receptor activity; nuclear estrogen receptor activity; zinc ion binding. The coding region runs from base 389 to 2368 and encodes 659 amino acids.